UCGUCUGCCCUCCCGCCCCCCCUCCAAACAACAACCUCCCCUCCAUUGCUCUUCCACCUUUUUGCCAGUGUAGCCUCAUUCCCCCCUAACAACCUCCACCACGUCGGCGUCAACUUUUUCGGGAUCGCAUUCCGGCGGUCAUAGUCGCUCCCAGAGCACUGUAAGUUCUUCGCCCCCGAGAUUCAGCACCGAGGAAGGAGGGGAAACGUUCCGUCCGGUUAUCGGGUUGAAGUCUAACCGGCCGAAUCCUACCCAUAUGCAGAACAUCAAUCCGAUCCCCAACGCGAACGGACCCGGGCCAAGCCCAGGUCACAAGAAAGCAACCGCAACCAUAGAUUCACCGGCGAAAAACAUGCGGUCCUCGAUUGCCUGCGUUCGAUGCAGGAGAUCGAAAGUCAAAUGCGUUAAUACUGGCCCAAAUACAACCUGUCGCGCGUGCGAGGCCAGCAACAGAGAAUGCACCUAUCCACAGCCUGUGGCCUCGGGCGCUCCUCGCGCGUCGGGGGGAAGUGGUGGUGCCACCAUGUCCAUCGGUUCGGUGGCCGGCGCCGGGUCGGGCGGAUUGGGUGGCGCGGGUGGUGCAGAGCGAGUUGAGGCACCGAAGAAGGCGAAGCCGAAGAAGCCCACCUCAAGCGCCAAUGCAGCGGCUACAGCUGCUAGCAUGAACACGCCGUCGUCCUGGAAAGAGUGCUUGGGUGCGCCGGUGCUGACGCAGGCCGUGUGGCAGCUGAUUUUCGAUGCAUUCCAAUUGCACCACUCUCCGGUUCUUCCGUUCCUUCAUCCACCCACCUUCCUGAACAGGUUGCGAGCAUCGACCGCGAACCCCGGAUCGUCAUCCGGCAACUCUCCGCCACCGGAGAAGCCGCACUCGCCGUUGCUGUUGCUUGGCAUGCUCACGUUGACUGGCCGCCACAUCGCGCCACUCGUGUCCCACCAUGCCCCUGCCCUUGCGACUCCGACCGCAGUUUCCGAGUUCUACGCCUCGGCGCUCAAGUACCGGCUGAAGAACGAGGACGACGACAGCCUGCUGGUUCCGUCCCUGGACAAGGUACAGGCGCUCGUGAUGCUGAGCAUCCACGAAUGGGGCCAGACGAGAAAGUCUGAGGCCUACAUGUGGCUGGGACUCGCCAUCCGGAUGACCGGUGCGCUGGGUCUGUCGUGGGUUGAUGCCGACGACGCCCCCGCCACGGCUCCGUACUCGCCGCAGCCCGAGAGCGACGACCCACUUCCGUUCAAGAGGCGGAAGCUCGACAACGGCACAUCAGCGUCCGCGAAGGCGGCUACUGCCUACACCGUCGAGAAGGAGAUCCGGCGGAGAACCUUCUGGGCUGUCUUUGUGUUGGAUAGAUCUCUUUCGUCCGGCCGAUACUUUCCCAGUGGAAUUCCGUCCGCCGACGCCGACAGGGUCCAGCUGCCUUCCGACGAGCGGGGAUUCAUGUUUGGUGCAGACACCAAGACUGGUUUCUUGAACUCCGACAGUCUUCUCCACCCUGGAAGGAGCGAUGAAUCACACGAAAUUGGUGCGGGUGAAAGGAUACUAGCCCAUGUUGUCAAAGCCAUGGAGUUGUGGGGACACAUUCAAUCGUGGACAGAAACUGUUGACAGCGCACCUCCGUCAUCUCGGAACUCUGAGUAUGCCAGGCUUUCGGCAGCACUCGACGCUUUCGUGGAAUCGCUUCCCCAUCAGCUUGAGUAUUCGGAGAAUACCCUGCAGGUGCAUUUUUCUACCCGUAGUUCUUCUUCGUACGCUGUGCUGCACAUUGCGCUUUUCCUGUGUCGCAUCACUUUGGAGCGCAAGUGCCUCCCGAACAUUCCAUUCCACUCGCCGCACCCUCUUGGCCCCGUGGAGCCCACCAAACCGAUUUCCUCGGAAGAGGAGCGCUUCUACUCGGACUCGGCCGAACGGUACCUCGCUUCAGCACGUGAUCUCGUCACUUUGGUCUCGUCUCUGCAGGAGUGGAAUUCUAGGAUCGAGUCACCUUUCAUCAUCCUCGCACUAGAGCGUGCUGCCCGUUCGGGAUUGUACGUGUACAACUUCCCGUGGAUGGAUAUCCGUGGCUACAUGACUGGUGUGUCGAGGAUACACGGCGCUGAGCCGAUGGGAAGCGGAGAGGAGACCCGCAAGGCGGUUGAAUUCAUCCAGUCCCUCAAACCUCGAUGGGCUGUGGCGGGCGAGAGCUUUGCCGGGCUCGUGAACAUGCAGACGUGCGUCGCCGAGCAAUUGGGAGAAUUUAUCCGGAACGAUGACAAUGGAAGUGCUCUCGAGGAAAGGACUCGGUUGGUCAAGCCGAAUCAGGAUGAACGUACCCGGUUAUUCUCCCUCCUCGCGCCGCCCACUCCCAAGGCCGGGCCAAUUCCUGUUCCCUCGUCCUCUCAGGGCCGUGGCCCGAGUUCCGAGGUGGACACUCUGCUCUUGGCUGCCAACCAGGAGCCAGUCGUCGCUAGCGGAUCCGAGAGGUGGAUGGCGGUUAAUACGCCUAUCCCCGCCGCAGUGGUACAACCACAGGCGCCGCCGCCGACCGUCGUUCUAAAGACGGAGGAGGGCGGGUCUUUGGAUGCGCUGGCCGGCUUUGCGGCACAGCAGGGAAAGAUUGGAAACGGCCAGGAGUACAACUCACGGGAUCGGGACGUCGAGAUGGGAGAGGCCGGGAUCAAGAAGGAGGAAUCGUCGACAAAGUCCGGUGAGGAGAGACGAUGGAUUGACAACGGUGUUAAGCCUAGUGGGAAUUGGGGAGCCGUUAGCGCCUUGGAGAGCUAAGGGGGGUUGUGUUUGUCAUUUCUAGGUUUUACUGUGGGUUCUGGUGCGUUUACGAGAUUACUGGAGGGGAUCCAUUGGGCUACAAUUUUCCAAGGAGUCGGACUUUAUAUAGUUUUUUC
Molecule: messenger RNA, 2877 nt
Organism: Tricharina praecox
Lineage: Eukaryota; Fungi; Ascomycota; Pezizomycetes; Pezizales; Pyronemataceae
Product: fungal-specific transcription factor domain-containing protein
Exons: 4
Coding region: 257-2758 (833 amino acids)
Biological process (GO): regulation of DNA-templated transcription; DNA-templated transcription
Cellular component (GO): nucleus
Molecular function (GO): DNA-binding transcription factor activity, RNA polymerase II-specific; zinc ion binding; DNA binding
Source: RefSeq, a predicted model, not a curated record